UGCUAGGCUUGCGGGACCGCCUGAAACAAAGAGGGCGCGGAGGGGAGCCGGCCAUGGCUUCCCGGAGCCUGGGGGGCCUGAGCGGGAGCCGCGGCAGCAAGAAGAGCCUCAGCGCCCGCAAUGCUGCGGUGGAGAGGAGGAACCUGAUCACCGUGUGCAGAUUUUCUGUGAAGACCCUGAUUGAUCGGUCUUGCUUUGAAACAAUCGAUGACUCUUCUCCCGAAUUUAAUAAUUUUGCAGCUGUUCUGGAGCAAAUUCUAAGUCACCGGCUAAAAGGUCAAGUAACCUGGUUUGGUUAUGAAAGUCCUCGUAGCUUCUGGGACUACAUCAGAGUGGCUUGCCGAAAAGUUUCUCAAAACUGUAUCUGCAGCAUUGAAAAUAUGGAAAAUGUCAGUUCCUCCAGAGCUAAGGGUAGAGCCUGGAUCAGAGUAGCACUCAUGGAAAAGCAUUUGUCUGAAUACAUCUCCACAGCUUUGAGAGACUUCAAAACAACCAGGAGGUUUUAUGAUGAUGGAGCCAUUGUCUUGGGCGAAGAAGCGAAUGUGCUCGCUGGCAUGCUGCUUGGACUCAAUGCCAUUGACUUCAGCUUCUGCCUAAAAGGAGAAGGAUUGGAUGGCACCUUCCCUGCUGUAAUAGACUACACACCAUAUUUGAAGUUUGAGCAAAGUUCUGACAGCAUCAGCAGCGAUGAGGAAGAGCUCCGCACUUUCGGAAGCAGCGACAGUGAAAGCAGCACCCCAGAGAACGCAGGGCCACCCCUCAUCAUGGAUGAGAGCAGCUGGUUCAACAAGUGCAAGAGAGUAAGACAAAAAUACCAGCUCACCCUGGAGCAGAAGGGUUAUCUUGAAGAACUCUUACGGCUUCGUGAGAACCAACUUUCUGACUCUGUCUCUCAGAAUAAAGUACUACUUCAGAGGAUUGAAGACUCUGAUCUGGCCCACAAGUUGGAGAAGGAACAGUUAGAAUAUAUCAUUGUCGAGCUUCAAGAUCAGCUGACUGUGCUAAAGAAUAAUGAUUUAAGAUCAAGACAAGAGUUAACUGCCCACCUCACCAACCAGUGGCCUUCCCCAGGAGCUCUGGAUGUCAAUGCUGUUGCCUUGGAUACGUUGCUUUACCGAAAACACAAUAAACAGUGGUAUGAUAAAAGUUACCAAAGCCUUGAACAGUUAUCAGCAGAAGUUAGCCUUUCUCAGGCCUCACUGGAUCCCAGCCAUUCACAAGAAGGAGAUGGGAAACAAGACUCAUUCAAUUUCAUUGGUGAAGGUAAAGAAGAUACUCCCUCACUGCUUGGUCUCUGUGGGUCACUAACAUCAGUGGCAAGCUACAAAUCCCUCACGAGCCUAAAAUCCAAUGACUGCCUUGCAAGCCCCACAGCUGAGAUGAAAAGUCCAGGCCGGACUCCAUCCUGAAAGACUACGGAAAAACCCAAAGUCUCUGUAUUGUAUAUAUUCAGUUUCCAUAAGUUUGACUGCUGGAGAGAUGUUUGAAAUUUUAUAUUAUUCUGGUACACGUAUGGCAUUUUGUU
Phodopus roborovskii (desert hamster) is the source of this 1525-nucleotide messenger RNA. RefSeq names its product RUN domain containing 3B (gene Rundc3b). NCBI's taxonomy places the organism in Eukaryota, Metazoa, Chordata, Mammalia, Rodentia, Cricetidae. Bases 54 to 1409 code for a protein of 451 amino acids. The transcript is spliced from 11 exons. The record is from RefSeq and is a predicted model, not a curated record.